AGCCAGGCUGGGGGAAGAGGCGUGGCGGCGCUGUGCGCGUGCACAAAAAGGAACUGAGGGGCGGGGGCGUUAGGGCACAGCUGGCUUGAGCAGCUGAACUGGAAACAAGAUGCAGGACCCCAACGCAGACACUGAGUGGAAUGACAUCUUACGCAAAAAGGGUAUCUUACCCCCCAAGGAAAGUCUGAAAGAAUUGGAAGAGGAGGCAGAAGAGGAGCAGCGCAUCCUCCAGCAGUCAGUGGUGAAAACAUAUGAAGAUAUGACUUUGGAAGAGCUGGAGGAUCAUGAAGACGAGUUUAAUGAGGAGGAUGAACGUGCUAUUGAAAUGUACAGACGGCAGAGACUGGCUGAGUGGAAAGCAACUAAACUGAAGAAUAAAUUUGGAGAAGUUUUGGAGAUCUCAGGGAAGGAUUAUGUUCAAGAAGUUACCAAAGCUGGCGAGGGCUUGUGGGUCAUCUUGCACCUUUACAAACAAGGAAUUCCCCUCUGUGCCCUGAUAAAUCAGCACCUCAGUGGACUUGCCAGGAAGUUUCCUGAUGUCAAAUUUAUCAAAGCCAUUUCAACAACCUGCAUACCCAAUUAUCCUGAUAGGAAUCUGCCCACGAUAUUUGUUUACCUGGAAGGAGAUAUCAAGGCUCAGUUUAUUGGUCCUCUGGUGUUUGGCGGCAUGAACCUGACAAGAGAUGAGUUGGAAUGGAAACUGUCUGAAUCUGGAGCAAUUAUGACGGACCUGGAGGAAAACCCUAAGAAGCCGAUUGAAGACGUGUUGCUGUCGUCAGUGCGGCGCUCUGUCCUCAUGAGGAGGCACAGCGAUUCCGAGGGUGACUGAGGCUACAGCUGCUGUCACAUGCCGAACUUCCUUGUGACAAAUUGGCUGGAUUUUUUAAAAAAGGAAAAAGCAAGAACGAAUCCUUGUGGUUUUUAGUUUUGUAUAAAUUAUGUUUCAAAUCUUUACAUUUUGGAAAUAAUCAUUGCUGGAGAUUCUGUUAAAUAUUUUGGAACUCUUUUUUUUAAAUUAUAGUAUUUCCUCUAAAAAAAUUAAAACCAGCCAUUUGUAUGGCAAAUGUC
Molecule: messenger RNA, 1068 nt
Organism: Nomascus leucogenys (northern white-cheeked gibbon)
Lineage: Eukaryota; Metazoa; Chordata; Mammalia; Primates; Hylobatidae
Gene: PDCL3
Product: phosducin like 3
Biological process (GO): angiogenesis; positive regulation of gene expression; protein folding
Cellular component (GO): cytoplasm
Source: RefSeq, a predicted model, not a curated record